AUGAAAUUAUCGCCAAUCACUGUUGAACCCAAUAAAAAACCAAUUUAUUUAUCUCACCAUGCUGUUUUACGUACAGACAGCACUACAUCGCCAUUAAAAGUAGUGUUCAAUGCUUCCAGCAAGACCACUAAUGGUACUACCUUGAAUGAUCACAUGUACGUACGACCCCAAAUACUACCAGAACUGCUGGACAUCAUACUCAGAUGGAGGAUGCACGUGGUGGCAUUGAGGGCAGAUGCAGAAAAAAUGUUCCGCCAGAUACUGGUGACUCCGGAACAAACUCACCUCCAGAGGAUUCUUUGGCAGCAGCCAAAUAAAAAUGAAGUGGAGUCUUUCGAUUUGAUCACUGUUACAUACAAAACAGUACCAGCCCCAUUCCUAGCAAACAGAGUACUCAAACAGCUUGGUGACGAUGAAAGUACUCAGUUCCCUAGCGCUGCAGAUGUUCUACGUAGAAAUAUAUAUGUCGACGACCUAUUCACUGGAACAAACUCAAUCCCUGAGGCGAGACAACUGCAAGAACAACUCCGAUUACUCCUGAAGGCGGGAGGAUUUAACCUGAGGAAGUGGGCAAGCAGUCAUCCAGGCGCAUGGGAGUCAGUGGACACACCCCGUCUUGCCAAAAAUACGACCUUAAAACUGAACUACGACGAAACAGUGAAGGUGCUGGGUAUUUACUGGAACAUAAGUCAAGACUCUUUUCAAUUCAACGUUCAAACUGGGCCCCAGGGAGGAACAACAAAAAGGGAAAUUUUGUCAUCAAUAGCCAAGAUAUUUGACUCCGUGAGCCGGCUGACUCCUACAACCAUUUCAGCAAAAAUUAUGAUGCAAGAAUUGUGGAUUACGGGGAUUGACUGGGAUGAAACAGGGCCUGAUGAGAUCAUUACCCCCUGGAGUCAGUCACUACAAUCAGUUAGCAGACCUACAACAGCUGAGAAUUCCUCGACACAUCAGCUGGACAACUGA
Diachasma alloeum is the source of this 966-nucleotide messenger RNA. RefSeq lists its product as uncharacterized. Lineage: Eukaryota; Metazoa; Arthropoda; Insecta; Hymenoptera; Braconidae. The coding region runs from base 1 to 966 and encodes 321 amino acids. The record is from RefSeq and is a predicted model, not a curated record. The transcript has a single exon.